Molecule: messenger RNA, 4402 nt
Organism: Anolis sagrei ordinatus
Lineage: Eukaryota; Metazoa; Chordata; Lepidosauria; Squamata; Anolidae
Source: RefSeq, a predicted model, not a curated record
UAACCUCUGAAUGAACCUUGUGAAGAACACUUUGCCCUUUACCUUACGUCUGAAAUGAAAGUACACAGCACUGACUAGAAGAAGAAAUAAGUUGGAGAAACUAUAUUUCAAGCUACAUAUUUCAAGCUACAUAUUCAAGGAGGAAAGGGAGAAUUGUGCUGUAAAAAGAAGGGCUUGGUAAAGAGGGAAGAAGACUACAGCAAUACAAAGACUGAGAAGAGGAAAUCUUGUCCUGUUCAGGAGAACAUAUCUGUGAAAUUCUGGCAUAAUAUUUGAAUCAUAAACGUAAAAGAAUGGAAAAUCUCAAUUCCUUAUCAAAAUCACACACAGGGGAGAAGCGACAUAAUUGUAUGGAAUGUGGGAAAUGUUUCACUGGGAGAAGUUCUCUUACUACACAUCAACGAACUCACACAGGAGAGAAGCCUUAUAAAUGCGUGGAAUGUGGAAAGAACUUCAGUCGGAGUGAUGAUCUGCGUACCCAUCAAAGGACCCACACAGGAGAGAAGCCGUAUAAAUGCAUGGAAUGUGGAAAGAACUUCAGUCAGAGUACACAUCUGUAUAUCCAUCAAAGAACCCACACAGGGGAGAAACCACAUACAUGCAUGGAAUGUGGAAAGAGCUUCAGUCAGAGUGGAGAUCUGCGUAUCCAUCAAAGGAUCCAUACAGGGGAGAAGCCACAUACAUGCAUGGAAUGUGGAAAGAGCUUCAUUCAUAGGGGCCAUCUCCGUUCCCAUCAAAGGACCCAUACAGGGGAGAAGCCAUAUAAAUGCAUGGAAUGUGGAAAGAGCUUCAGUCACAGUAUGAGUCUGCGUAAUCAUCAAAGGACCCAUACAGGAGAGAAGCGACAUAACUGCAUAGAAUGUGGAAAGAACUUCAGUCGGAGUGAUUGUCUGCGUACCCAUCAAAGGACCCACACAGGAGAAAAGCCACAUACAUGCACGGAAUGUGGAAAGAGCUUCAGUCGCAGUGCGAGUCUGCGUAGCCAUCAAAGGACCCAUACAGGAGAGAAGCCACAUACAUGCACGGAAUGUGGAAAGAGCUUCAGUCAAAGAACAUCUCUGCAUAGCCAUCAAAGGACCCAUACAGGAGAGAAGCCACAUACAUGCACGGAAUGUGGAAAGAGCUUCAGUCAAAGAACAUCUCUGCAUAUCCAUCAAAGGACCCACACAGGAGAGAAGCCGUAUAAAUGCAUGGAAUGUGGAAAGAACUUCAGUCAGAGUACACAUCUGUAUAUCCAUCAAAGAACCCACACAGGGGAGAAACCACAUAAAUGCAUGGAAUGUGGAAAGAGCUUCAGUGAAAAUAGGACUUUGCGUAUCCAUCAAAGAACCCACACAGGAGAGAAGCCCCAUAAAUGCAUGGAAUGUGGAAAGAGCUUCAGUGAAAGUGGGACUCUGCGUAUCCAUCAAAGGACCCAUACAGGAGAGAAGCCGCAUACAUGCAUGGAAUGUGGAAAGAGCUUCAUUCAUAGGGGCCAUCUCCGUUCCCAUCAAAGGACCCAUACAGGAGAGAAGCCACAUAAAUGCAUGGAAUGUGGAAAGAGCUUCCGUCACAGUGUGAGUCUGCGUAUCCAUCAAAGAACCCACACAGGGGAAAAGCCACAUCAGUGCAUGGAAUGUGGAAAGAGCUUCAGUCAGAGUGCGAGUCUGCGUAACCAUCAAAGAACCCACACAGGAGAGAAGCCACAUAAAUGCAUGGAAUGUGGAAAGAACUUCAGUCACAGUGUGAGUCUGCGUAUCCAUCAAAGAACCCACACAGGGGAGAAGCCACAUAAAUGCAUGGAAUGUGGAAAGAGCUUCCGUCACAGUGUGAGUCUGCGUAUCCAUCAAAGAACCCACACAGGGGAAAAGCCACAUCAGUGCAUGGAAUGUGGAAAGAGCUUCAGUCAGAGUGCGAGUCUGCGUAACCAUCAAAGAACCCACACAGGGGAGAAGCCACAUAAAUGCAUGGAAUGUGGAAAGAGCUUCCGUCACAGUGUGAGUCUGCGUAUCCAUCAAAGAACCCACACAGGGGAAAAGCCACAUCAGUGCAUGGAAUGUGGAAAGAGCUUCAGUCAGAGUGCGAGUCUGCGUAACCAUCAAAGAACCCACACAGGGGAGAAGCCACAUAAAUGCAUGGAAUGUGGAAAGAGCUUCAGUCAGAGUGGACAUCUGCGUACCCAUCAAAGAACACACACAGGGGAGACGCGAUAUAACUAUAUGGACUGUGGGAAAUGUUUCACUGCGAGAAGUUCUCUUACUACACAUCAACGAACUCACACAGGAGAGAAGCCAUAUAAAUGCGUAGAAUGUGGAAAGAGCUUCAGUCAGAGUGGAAAUCUACGUACCCAUCAAAGGACGCACACAGGGGAGAAGCCACAUAAAUGCAUGGAAUGUGGAAAGAGCUUCAGUCAGAGUGGAUAUCUGCGUAUCCAUCAAAGAACCCACACAGGGGAGAAGCCACAUAAAUGCAUGGAAUGUGGAAAGAACUUCAGUCAGAGCGGAAACUUGUGUUCCCAUCAAAGGGCCCACACAGGGGAGAAGCCACAUAAAUGCAUGGAAUGUGGAAAGAGCUUCAGUCAGAGUGGACAUCUUCGUUCCCAUCAAAGGACCCACACAGGGGAGAAGCCACAUAAAUGCAUGGAAUGUGGAAAGAGCUUCAGUGAGAGUGGGACUCUUCGUAACCAUCAAAGGAUCCACACAGGGGAGAAACAUAAAUGCAUGGAAUGUGGAAAGAGCUUCUCUCAGAGUGGAAUUCUGCAUGUCCAUCAAAGGACCCACACAGGGGAGAAGCCACAUAAAUGCAUGGAAUGUGGAAAGAGCUUCAGUCAGAGUGGAAAUCUGCGUACCCAUCAAAGAAUCCACACAAGGGAGAAGCCGCAUAAAUGCAUGGAAUGUGGAAAGAGCUUCAGUCUGAGUGGACAUCUGCGUACCCAUCAAAGGACCCAUACAGGAGAGAAGCCACAUAAAUGCAUGGAAUGUGGAAAGAGCUUCAGUCAAAGUGGGACUCUGCGUAUCCAUCAAAGAACCCACACAGGGGAGAAGCCACAUAAAUGCAUGGAAUGUGGAAAGAGCUUCAGUGAAAGUGGGGCUCUGCGUAUCCAUCAAAGAACCCACACAGGGGAGAAGCCACAUAAAUGCAUGGAAUGUGGAAAGAGCUUCAGUCGGAGUGACAGUCUGCAUUCCCAUCAAAGAACCCACACAGGGGAGAAGCCACAUAAAUGCAUGGAAUGUGGAAAGAGCUUCAGUGAAAGUGGGACUCUGCGUAUCCAUCAAAGCACCCACACAGGGGAGUGGAAAGAGCUUCAGUUGCAGUAGGAGUCAGUGUUCCCAUCAAAGAACCCACACAGAGGAGAAGCCACAUAUUGUAUAUACUUGAGUAUAAGCCGACCAAAUAUAAGAGGAGGCAUCUAAUCUUACCACAAAAAUUGGGAAAACUUAUUGACUUGAGUAUAGGCUGAGGGUGGGAAAUGCAGCAGCUAUUGGUAAAUUUCAAGAAUAAAAAUAAAAAUAGAUAUCAAUAAAAUUAUAUUAAUUGAGGCAUCUAUAGGUUAAGUGUUUCUGAAUAAUUGCAUAAAACUGUAAUUUAAGAUAAGACUGUCCAACUCUGAUUAAAUCAUUAUUCUAACCUCCUUCAGUGUAAAUGUGCUUAUGUAUCCUUCCAACAAUAAGAAAUAGGGUAAAAUAAUAAAUGUAAUAAUAAUAAUAAUAACCAUGGAGUAAAAUAUUAAAUGUAUUAAUAAUAAUAAAUAGGGUAAAAUAAUAAAUGUAAUGAUAGCGUAAAAUAAUAAGUUAAUAAAAACAAUGAUAACAUAAAACAAUGUAAUAAUAAUAAAUAGAGAAAAACAAUAAUAUUAACAGAAUAAAAUAAUAAUUGUAGUAAUAGCGAUAGAAUAAAAUAAUAAAUGUAAUAAUAAUAAUAACAGUAAAAGAAAUGUAAUAAUAAUAGAAUAAAAUUGUAACAUGAGGAAGAACUUCCUGACUGUGAGAGCUGUUCAGCAGUGGAACUCUCUGCCCCGGAGUGUGGUGGAGGCUCCUUCUUUGGAAGCUUUCCAACAGGCUGCUUCUUGGCUGAAUGGGGUUGGACUGGAUGAUGGCCCAGGAGGUCUCUCCCAACUCAAGGAUUCUAUGAAACGAGAUUGGGACACUUGUUUAUUGUGGGUUUUAGGAAUGAGUUUACUAUAUUUAGAAACAGAAGACUAAAUAUAGAACAGCAAUUAGAGUGAGUAAAUAUAAAUAAAAAUCAGCAUGCGGCAAGAGUUGUCUUGAUCCGUUGUUCUCUUAGUUUUCUUCUUAUUAUGUGGGUGUGUGUUGUUCAGUCUUUCAUGUUUGUUAAGGAUUCCUUUUUUAAAAUCCCAAAAUUGUAAUUUGUAUAAACAUGCUUUUCUUUCUUGCCUUUGAAUAAAAAUUAUUUUGAAAAACCA